Indicator indicator is the source of this 2454-nucleotide messenger RNA. RefSeq names its product NOP2/Sun RNA methyltransferase 3 (gene NSUN3). The coding region runs from base 1 to 1440 and encodes 479 amino acids. Gene Ontology annotation, cellular component: mitochondrial large ribosomal subunit. Lineage: Eukaryota; Metazoa; Chordata; Aves; Piciformes; Indicatoridae. Gene Ontology annotation, biological process: rRNA methylation. The record is from RefSeq and is a predicted model, not a curated record. The transcript has 6 exons. Gene Ontology annotation, molecular function: methyltransferase activity.
AUGUGGUUGCCGCGCGCUGCGGCCUGGCGGCUCCUGCCGCUGUCGUCGUCGUCGCCGCCGCCGCCCCUCCGGCGCGCCGGAGCCGCCUUCACGCCGCAGCGAGCGGCAGCUCGGGCGUUAGAGCAGGUGAGGCGCGGGGAGGGGUCAGCGGCGCGGGGAGGGGUCAGCGGCGCGGCUGGCCUGCGGCAGUUGGAAACGGGGCGGGAGAGGCUCUCAGACUUCCUGAAUGUCCCGGGCGGGUGCUCUUCCUCCGGCUUAGGGUCCGUACAUAAACCUGUCCGGGAUCAGUCUCUUCCGUCGCCGGCGGAAGCGGUCCUGCGACAGCGGUUUGUGUUCUGCUUUCCUCUUCUCCACCCGAGGGGGGCCGCUGCGUCUGCCUGCGAGCAGGGCAGAGCCAAGCUUCUCGAUUUAAAAAUGUGGCGUUCGCUGUUUGGGGCGCUGGGAUAUAAAACAGAAGGGAAACGUCAAAAGCAGAUUUGUCAGAUUGUUCUGGAUCAUUUUGAGAAGCAGUACACAACAGAACUAGGAGAUACAUGGACACGCAUCAGAGAUGUACUCAUGCAUCCGUGGUGCUGGCAGUAUGCUAUUCUGCUUAACAAAUUCAGCCAGUCUGCUGAACUGGAGGACACCUUGCGUGGGAAGGGAUAUUAUCCUGCCUUUCAAGAAAGUUUGACCUAUCUUCCAUCAUCAUUUCAAUGUUACAUCAGGAGAAGUCCUGGGAGAUUCCCUGCACAAAAACACCAGGCUGGUAAACUGAAAGAAUAUUUUCUGCUGAAUGCUGCUUCACUAUUACCAGUGUUGGCAUUAGAAGUGAAAGAUGGGGAAGAUGUUUUGGAUCUCUGUGCUGCUCCAGGGGGUAAAUCAGUAGCUGUGCUGCAGUGUGCUUAUCCAGGUCAGUUUCAUCUUAAUGAAUCUGAUGUUUUGAGGUCAAGAUGGUUGAAACAGACAAUAGAAUCCUUCAUCCCAGAUCCUUUUAUUAAUUUAGUAAUGUUCUCUACACUGGAUGGUAGACAGAUCGGAGAUCUUAAGCCUGAACUGUAUGACAAGGUGCUGGUUGAUGCUCCUUGCUCAAAUGACAGAGGUUGGCUAUUCUCUUCUGAUAUUCAACAAGCUACACUUAGAGUAAUACAAAGGAAGGAGUUACCAUCUCUACAGUUCCAGCUGCUAAGGUCUGCUAUUAAAGCGUUGCGUCCUGGUGGAUCAUUAGUCUAUUCUACAUGCACUCUUUCAAAGGCAGAAAACAGUGAUGUAAUAAAUCUCAUUCUAAACUCCUUCAGCAAUGUAACACCUGUAGACCUAAGUGAAAUGGCCAAAGCUGUUUCUCAGGAAUUCACUUUUCUUGGCGGAAUGCAACAACAUGAGCUUCUGGUUCUUCCAGAAAAAGGGAGAGCAUGGGGUCCAAUGUACAUUGCUAAAUUAAAGAAAAUGAAGAUCAUGUGAUGCCUGUUAGUUUUGCAUAAGAGGUAUAUGAUAAAGCUAAUACAGUAUGUGUAUAUGAACAUACCCAAGGCAACUGAAUUUAGGGCAUUGCAUUUUUUUUAUCAGCUGCUGCCUAAUGCAGAGGAAACUAGACACCUUAAUUUAGCUUGAGAUACAGAUGUGUUUUCUAAUGCAGACUUGUGGGCAUCUGUGAAGUCCAUAUUAGGUCAAGUGAGAUUUGUAUUAUGUUCAGUAGGAUGCUUUUAGAGGCCCAAGUACUGAUUUUUUUUGCACUGAGAUUUCUUUAUUUUUAUUUAAUUAUUAAUUUGGGUUUAAUACAGCAUAUUUUAAAAUAAGUUACCUGAAUGGUGGAUGCUUCUGAAGUCAUGGAAAUCCUGCAUUCUCUUUCCAGCACAUCUAGAAAUCUGUUUUCUGGUAAAAACUGAUUUGUAUGCAGAAUGCAUCAGUGACUAUUCCAAGCACUGGCAAAACAGGCUUCAUAUUUGUGAAGUUCUUUACUGGUUAAAAACUGUCUUUUGUUUACAGUCGCAAAGGUCAGCAGCUGUAUCAGUACCAACUCUUUCUUUUGUUAUAUUUUUGGUCUUACAAAAAAAUGUCCUUAAAACACUAGAUUUGGUAGACUUAGGUAUGUUUAGCUUUGGUACUCGGUUUGCUGGAUACAUUGCAUUAUACCACAGUCUCUAGAGCAUUUAUUUUAAACAGAAGCUGUAGAGAAAUGGCUAGAAGAUAAAAGGCCACGAGCUGCACAAUCCAGCCUUUUAGCUAAGCUAACUAACUAUAGACAACCUGGCAUGUCCUUUAGAGGCUGAUAAGAGAAAGCUUGGCAAGCCUAUAAACAGGACGUGAAGCCAGGUGCUGAAGCUGCAAGGUAGGAAGAUAUUGCUGAUAUUAUAUUCCAAUCAGCAUACAGCAACAGGCACGUGAACAAUGUAUGUUAGCCAGUAGCAAGCUAAUGUUAUUCGCGUGGACAGCACAUAAUACUAUAAAAGCCUGUGACUUUUAGCAAUAAAUGAG